Messenger RNA from Magnolia sinica, 990 nucleotides. RefSeq names its product EPIDERMAL PATTERNING FACTOR-like protein 4. Lineage: Eukaryota; Viridiplantae; Streptophyta; Magnoliopsida; Magnoliales; Magnoliaceae. Bases 331 to 720 code for a protein of 129 amino acids. The record is from RefSeq and is a predicted model, not a curated record. The transcript is spliced from 3 exons. Gene Ontology annotation, biological process: stomatal complex development; guard cell differentiation.
CUCUGUUUGUAUUUGAGCUGGUUUCACAGAGCUCGAGCCUCUGUUUUCCUCUGGUUUUUGUUUUUUUUUUUCAUUAGAAUUCCUCAAGAGAAAAAGCUGCGGGGAUUGAGAGAGAAAAAGAAAGAGAUUGGGGAAAACUGAGUUGGAAUGGGAUGGUUUGGACUGACAUUUUGCAUGGGAUGGAUUCGAAAAUCGAGUCUUUGAUUCCUCUUCUAUAGGGCUCGAGUCUCAGAUCUUCAGCCAGAGAUAAUCCAGAGAGGAAAAAAAUCCGGAGAUUUUUUCUUUUCUUUUCUGGGUUUUUCUUCUACUCUCUGUCGUUCUGCUCUGUUCAUGGAUUUGAAGAGGUGGAGGCAGAGAUUCAUGUCAAAGGCGCCUAUUUUCUACUGCAUUUCGAUCUGCUUCUUCUCUGUUUGUGCUCUGUUCGGCACUCUCGGCACCAGAAGCUCAUGUCUCGAUAACAGAAGCUCGUCUGGUAGAAGAGCCGAUUAUUAUAACCAGGAAUUCCACAAGGGCUCAAUGAACCCAGAUGGCUACUCACUGGGCCCAAGGAGGUUUUUGAGUGGGCCUGGCUCGUCCCCACCACGGUGCACGUCAAAAUGCGGCCGGUGCACCCCAUGCAAGCCGGUCCAUGUGCCGGUCCCACCCGGCACGCCCGUUACGCAAGAGUACUACCCCGAAGCGUGGCGAUGCAAGUGUGGCAACAAGUUGUUCAUGCCAUAGAUCAAUUACAUAUGAAAUUAUUGAGUUUGUAUUCAGCAUUCAUAUGGUAUCAGAGCCCAGGCCCACUACGACGUGCUCUUUCAAAAUCGAGUGUAGGUAUCGAAAUAGUAUAUGGGUGUCGGGCACUAGUAAUUUCCUACUCAAAGAGGCCGAUUGAUCGGGUUUUCAACGGUGGAUUUGGCUUUAAUGUGUGGGAGUUCAUGUCGAUGUACGGUAUUUGAUUAUGUAAAUUUAAGGAAUAUUGAUAGCUGAUGUUAGCUUCUUUUUUUU